CAAGCUCUGACCAUAUUUUGUGAACACAAUCUAUCCUGAAGUGUAUAUAAGACAGGCAAACUAGUUAACCUUUUCUCAUAUUGUCAAGACCUGCUGUAGAGUGGAGAGAAACACAAACAUUUCUAGAUUUUUGAAAACAACAAUGGUUACAUCUACAUUCCGGGAAAGGAGGAAGAAAAGAAGAGAAAUUGUGUUUUACAUUACCGGGGUAUUUCUGGUUCUCUACGGCACGGUUCACCUCAUUUACAGAGUUUCUGCAUCUUCUGUUUCCCAAAGUGCAGUAAGAGUUCGACGCGAUGUAGAGAAUGAAACUCGCUGCGUGCCUCCCCCAUCUUCAGAGUUUCCAGAAGCGUUUUUCACCCCGCAAGAAAGAAAGGACGGGGGUGUUGUUAUUUAUUUCAUGAUCAUUUUUUACAUGCUGUUAGCAGUCUCUAUUGUUUGUGAAGACUACUUCUUACCUUCCUUGGAACUGAUCAGUGAACGUCUUGGUCUAUCCCAGGAUGUUGCUGGAGCAACUUUCAUGGCCGCUGGUAGCUCAGCCCCAGAACUGGUCACCACAUUUCUAGGUGUAUUUGUUACAAAGGGAGACAUUGGUGUCAGUACCAUAGUUGGAUCAGCAGUUUACAAUUUACUAGCUAUUUGUGCUGCGUGUGGAUUAUUAUCAUCAGUGGUAUCAAGGCUAACCUGUUGGCCGUUGUUCAGAGACUGUGUGGCGUACGCGAUAAGUGUAUCGGCAGUUAUUGCAAUAAUCUCUGACAGCAAAAUAUACUGGUAUGAGGCUGCCUCUCUGUUACUGAUUUAUGGGGUGUACAUUGUGGUUCUUUGCUUUGACAUCCGCAUCAACCAGUACAUAUUAAAGAGGUUUAGUCCAUGCUGUCACUGCCUGACUGAAGCAAUGGAGGAGAGUAGUGAGCAGCAGUCAUUAGUUGGAUGGAAUGAAGACAGUGGAUUGUUGCUGCACAGGCAUUCCAGAACGGACAGUGGGAUCUUUCAGGAAGACUCGGGUUACUCACAGCUUUCACUUAGUUUACACGGACUAAAUGAAAUUUCUGAUGGUCAUCCAUGUGUCUUUACGAUACCUGAAGCAGACCUGAAGAGAAUUCUGUGGGUACUGUCCCUACCCAUCAUCUUAUUACUGUUUUUAACCAUUCCUGACUGUCGAAGGCAGUUCUGGAAAAGAUGGUUCUUGAUCACCUUCUUCAUGGCUGCAGUGUGGAUUUCUGCAUUUACAUAUAUCCUUGUCUGGAUGGUCACAGUAGUAGGAGAAACCUUGGGGAUCCCAGACACUGUGAUGGGCCUCACCCUUUUGGCAGCAGGAACAAGCAUUCCUGACACUGUUGCAAGUGUACUGGUUGCGAGAGAAGGAAAGGGAGAUAUGGCAAUGUCUAAUAUUGUUGGAUCCAAUGUAUUCGACAUGCUUUGUCUUGGUUUACCAUGGUUCAUUAAGACAGUAUUUGUGGACACAACUUCACCUGUGGAAGUAAACAGCACAGGUUUGUUGUACACAGCUUCAGCCCUUCUUCUGUCCAUUGUAUUUAUAUUUCUGGCUGUACAUCUAAAUAGGUGGAAAUUAGAUAAGAAGCUUGGUGCUGUAUGCUUGCUUUUCUAUAUUCUCUUUGCAACAUUAUCCAUUUUGUAUGAACUUGGAAUUAUUGGAAGCAAUCCAAUAAGAGCAUGCAGUGACUGAAUCAUUGUCUUCUACAUCAAAUGUGUUUUCAGUA
Polyodon spathula (Mississippi paddlefish) is the source of this 1721-nucleotide messenger RNA. It is a transcript of the gene slc24a5, whose product is annotated as solute carrier family 24 member 5. Gene Ontology annotation, biological process: melanocyte differentiation; intracellular calcium ion homeostasis; calcium ion transmembrane transport. NCBI's taxonomy places the organism in Eukaryota, Metazoa, Chordata, Actinopteri, Acipenseriformes, Polyodontidae. Gene Ontology annotation, molecular function: calcium, potassium:sodium antiporter activity; calcium channel activity. Gene Ontology annotation, cellular component: membrane. The record is from RefSeq and is a predicted model, not a curated record. The transcript is spliced from 9 exons. Bases 143 to 1687 code for a protein of 514 amino acids.